UGGACCUCACACCUUUUUUAAAACCUGCACCCUGUUUUCUCAUGUUAUUGUCUGUAUGUGACUAAUGGAAACCUUUUUUAAAUUUGUCCAGUAUUGAGCAGCAACGCAAUCCAACACAGUGCGUCCACUAAAGAGCUUGUUUUUCCCGCUGACAGACUGGUGUUUAAAAGUGUCUGAUGGAAAGGACCCCUGCAGAGAGACGAGAGUAAACACAAUCACAAACUGAUCGAUCCAGAGAGGUCUCUCUCUGCAGGGAUCCUUUCCACGAUGCUGUCAGAAACCAACAGUGUGAGCCUGCCAGCGGCAACAAGCUCUGUAGCGGAUGGACUUUGACAGCAGUUUGCUCGCUCAGUACCAGACCCGUUUUAAAAACUGUCGUCCCAGUUAGUCACAUAGACACAAAAACAUGGGAAAAUAGGGUCCAGGUUGAAUAAAAGCUGCCCUUUAACUGCCCCAGAGCAGCUGGAUUAUCCUCUUUCUGUCACAGGCGGAGCUGUCGGGGUCUGUUAGACUAAAAAUAAUGAUGAGUCUGGCUUCAACUCUGAUUUUUAGGAAAAUCAAACCCAGACUUCCUGAGUAUUUUCUUUUGUUAAAGAUUCCCAGAAACAGCAGCUGUGGACGGCUGACAGUCCUGAUCCCGAGGACAAACUUUACAUUUUCACCUCACCAGUAGCAAGUACGGAGAUCCUUUACUACAGUAAAAGUACUCCACUACAAGUCCUGCAUGCAAGCCUUACUUCAGUAAAGCCAGUGUGUCAAGGACGGAAGAAGUUUCCUGUGUGGUGGUGAUGAUGAUGAUGCAGGUUACUGCCCCCUGCUGGUCAGACGUCCGUCCUGCAGCGGUGACAGUUAUUGAUUAGUGAUCAGACGUCAUGUGGCACCAGCUGCUGAGCGGCUGCACGUUUCCUGGAGCUCUGAGCUGUUGACGAACACACGAUCAAUGUCUCAAAGGUUGCUGUGGUGUUCCAGUGCUCUGCAGGACACUGACCUGAGUUCAGCUCAAACUGCUCACAUCUGUCUGAACACAGGCCGCGCUCUACCUGUUCAGAUAUCAGGGGUGUGACCAGACCCUUAACCCACGAGACGAGAUUAUAAUUUGCGUGAGUCUUCGAUUUUAAAGCUUCAUCAUGAGGACUGCCGAUUGGCUGUUGUCUCUGGCGUCCCUGCUGCUCAUCUCCUCUGUCCGUCCGGACAUCUGCAGCGCCAAACCCAAAGACCUCCCCCUGGAGCCGCGAUGCAUCUACCGCAGCCCCGAGGCCCCCACCACAGAGCCCGAGCCGAUCCCCGAGUCCACCAACCCCCGAGUGUGGGAGCUGUCGAAGGCCAACAGCCGCUUCGCUCUGUCGCUCUACAAACAGCUGGCCCUCAGCAAGACCCCCGAGUCCAACAUCUUCAUGUCCCCCAUCAGCAUCUCCACCGCGUUCGCCAUGACCAAACUGGGAGCCUGUAACCAGACGCUGCAGCAGAUCAUGGAGGUCUUUAAGUUCGACACCAUCAAAGAGAAGACGUCGGACCAGGUCCACUUCUUCUUCGCCAAACUCAACUGUCGUCUGUACAGGAAGAAGGACAAGACCACCGAGCUGAUCUCCGCUAACCGCCUGUUCGGAGACAAGUCUCUGAUCUUCAACGAGACGUAUCAGAACAUCAGCGAGACGGUGUACGGAGCCAAGCUGCUGCCGCUCAACUUCAAGGAGAACCCAGAGAAGGCCCGGGUCACCAUUAACAACUGGAUCUCCAACAAGACAGAGAACCUGAUCCAGGACACGCUGCCAUCAGGGGCGCUGGACUCCAACACGAUCCUGGUCCUCGUCAAUACCAUCUACUUCAAGGGUCAGUGGAAGAACAAGUUUGAGAAAGACAACGUGUACGUCUCAGAUUUCCACGUCGGUGAGCGUCGGACCUGCCGGGUCAACAUGAUGUACCAGGAGACCAAGUUCAGGUACCGGUUCUUCCCCGACGACCAGGUACAGCUGCUGGAGAUGCCGUACCGUGGAGACGACAUCACCAUGGUGAUCAUCCUGCCGAGCAGAGAGACCACGCUGAGUAAGGUGGAGGAGAGUCUGGACCUGAAGAAACUGACCCGCUGGUUGGACGAGAUGAAGGAAACCACCGUCUCCGUCAGCGUCCCUCGCUUCAGGGUGGAGGACAGUUUCAGUCUGAAGGAGGAGCUGCAGGCCAUGGGACUGACCGACCUGUUCAGCGCAGAGAAGGCCAGCCUGCCAG
Messenger RNA from Micropterus dolomieu (smallmouth bass), 2223 nucleotides. Its product is annotated as antithrombin-III-like. Lineage: Eukaryota; Metazoa; Chordata; Actinopteri; Centrarchiformes; Centrarchidae. Gene Ontology annotation, molecular function: serine-type endopeptidase inhibitor activity. The record is from RefSeq and is a predicted model, not a curated record.